UCCGCUACCAUGAAAACCUCAAGAUUAAACCUUUUCGUAUCGGUCAUAGCACUUUUAUUCUGUAUACAUGGUUUCAUUGGAACAGUCUCGUUACCUCUAACUCCGCGUCUACUGAAAGGCGGUCAAUUCCAAUUCCUUACAAAUAUUUGUCUGUUGUUGAGUUGCAUUGUCCUUACUUUGGAUCUAUUUUUCCCAGACUAUACACCAAAUCUCAUUUGUGUUGUAUCUAAUAUGGAGUUUGUAGUAACCACCGCUUAUUGGACCUUGAUUAUAUUUUUUGCAAACAUGCUUAAUACCGCUGAUUUCAGUGUUCCGCUACUUCUUGAUCUUGAAAUCCAUCUAAUUCCUUAUCUAGCUCUUUUGUUUGCUCGUAAGAAGUCUACCUUGUCCUUUAUACAAGCUACAAGAGCCACUUUUACUGUGAUUUGUGCUUAUUGGUCCUUCAUAGAAUAUAAUGCCCAAGUUCGUGGUAUUCGGUAUCCAUACCCAUUUUUAAAUGAUGCUAGUCAAAUUCAUAGAAUUGGAUGGAUGUUUUUAUUUGGAAGUGUUGCAUCAUCAAAUUAUUUUAUUCAAAAGAAACUUAUAUAG
[Candida] anglica is the source of this 588-nucleotide messenger RNA. The record is from the annotation of a GenBank genome assembly. NCBI's taxonomy places the organism in Eukaryota, Fungi, Ascomycota, Pichiomycetes, Serinales, Debaryomycetaceae.